Molecule: messenger RNA, 3581 nt
Organism: Podarcis raffonei (Aeolian wall lizard)
Lineage: Eukaryota; Metazoa; Chordata; Lepidosauria; Squamata; Lacertidae
Gene: GGT7
Product: gamma-glutamyltransferase 7
Exons: 15
Coding region: 83-2125 (680 amino acids)
Biological process (GO): glutathione catabolic process
Cellular component (GO): plasma membrane
Molecular function (GO): glutathione gamma-glutamate hydrolase
Source: RefSeq, a predicted model, not a curated record
UUCCGCCACUUCCGGAGCGGGGUCCUUGGCUCGGAGGCGGCGGCUGCCCGGCCCGGGAGGCGCAGGCAAGCAGGCAGGCAGGAUGGCGACGGCGGCGGCAUCAGCAGCCUCCGCGUCCGCAGCGUCGUCUGCGGCCGGUGCCUCCGAGAAGGAGGCGAGCCAGCAGAGCAGCCUGGGCGCCUACUCGCCCGUCGACUACAUGAGCAUCACCAGCUUUCCCCGCUUGCCCGAGGAGGAGCCCGGCGGCAGCGCCCCCGAGAGCUGCCUGCGCUCCAGGAAGGAGGAAGACGCGUUCCUGGCCGAGCAGGACACGGAUCCAGAUUCCUUCUUAAAAUCAGCUCGCCUUCAGCGCCUGCCUUCAUCUUCAUCGGAAAUGGGCAGCCAGGACGUCUCGCCCCUCCGGGAGACCAGCAAGGACCCAUUCUCCGGGGACUGCAGCUGUCGCCAGGACGGUCUGACUGUGAUCAUCACCGCCUGCCUAACAUUUGCUACAGGAGUCACGGUGGCCUUAAUCAUGCAGAUCUACUUUGGAGACCCACAGAUAUUCCAUCAAGGUGCCGUAGUCACUGAUGCUGCUCGCUGCACAGCACUGGGGAUCGAGGUAUUGAACAAGCAAGGCUCCUCCGUGGAUGCAGCCAUCACCUCAGCCUUAUGCUCAGGAAUCAUCAACCCUCACACAGCCGGCAUUGGUGGCGGAGGAGUAAUGCUGGUCCAUGACAUCAGGAAGAAUGAGAGCCGGGUGAUUGAUUUCCGAGAGACGGCCCCUUUCAGCAUCCAAGAAGAGAGCCUUAGGAAGGCUUGGGAAACAAAGCCAGGUCUUCUGGUUGGUGUUCCAGGCAUGAUCAAAGGACUCCAUGAAGCACAUCAGUCUUAUGGGAGACUGCCAUGGAGACAGUUGUUGGGCCUUGCUGCAGAUGUGGCCCAGGAUGGAUUCAAUGUCACACAUGAUUUAGCAACGGCUAUAAAAGAAAUGAAGGAAGAGCAAAACUACUCAGAUAAAUUCAGAGAGACCUUCCUUCCAGAUGGCCAGCCCUUGUUGCCUGGCAUGUUUGUGAGAAGACCAGACUUGGCUGCUCUUCUUGACUUGCUUGGGUCGGCAGGGGUUUCAGCUUUCUACAGCGGAAAUGUAACACAAGAGAUUAUUUCAGAGGUCCUUAGCUUUGGAGGCACCUUGUCUGAAGAAGACUUCAGUAACUACACUGUCUUGGUGGAAAAUCCAGUCCACACAGUAUAUCAAGGCCACCUUGUUCUCAGUCCAUCACCUCCACACGUAGGUCCUGCCCUGAUCACAGCUCUGAACAUCCUUGAGGGUUUCAAUAUAACCAGUCAGGUAGCCAGAGAAAAUAUUCUCCACUGGAUAACAGAGACACUAAAAGUCGUCUUGGCACUAGCUAGCAGCUUGGGGGACCCUUUCUACGAUGUGUCCAUUUCUCACAGUGUAGAAGACAUGAUGAGCAAAUCCAAGGCAAAUUUCCUGCGACAACAGAUUGACUCUCAGUCGUUCCCCUCUGAUCAUGGCAUUCCACAUUUCUCCAUGGAAAAUGGACCCUCUGCAAGUCAGGUUCUUGUCAUGGGACCUGAUGACUACAUUGUUGCAGUUGUAAGUUCCUUGAACCGGCCGUUUGGAAGUGGAAUAAUGACUUCUUCUGGAAUCCUUCUAAACAGUCAGAUGCUGGAUUUUUCUUGGAUGAACGAAACAGAAGGCCAUUCAUCUUCUGGCUUGAGGAACUUUAUUCAGCCUGGGAAAAGGCCGCUGUCUUUCUUGCUACCCACUGUUGUCCGGCCAUCAGAAGGGAUGUGUGGGACUUACCUUUGUUUGGGAGCCAAUGGUGGCGACAAAGCUUUGAGCAGCAUAACACAGGUUUUAGUAAACGUUUUGACCUACAACAAGAACCUGAGUGAGAGUCUUUCGCUAGGCCGGCUUCAUCCUCAACUUCAGUCUAAUAUCCUGGAAGUUGACAGUGAGUUUCCUGAAGAAGAUAUCAAGUACUUUACAAGCAGGGGUCAGCCAGUGAGCAAAAUCGAGGUCCUUUCUCUCGUUCACGGAGCCAGAAGAACCAACAAUUUCAUAAUUGGUGUGAAAGACCCAAGAAGUGAGGAUGCAGCAGGAGCCACAAUAUUAUAGCAACUCCCAGAUGGGUUUCUUCAUGAAAUAAGGCUUUUUCCAAAACACAUUGUGCAUGUUCCCAAACAAUCCCUUUAUCAUUCCCCCUGAGGCGGAACAAACAGUGUUUGUUAUUGGUUUCUCCAUUGCUGAAUAGACCCCUCUGCACUUCUAUGCUAAAACCAAUGCAGCAAUGAAGGCUGACAAAGGCACAAUACAGACCUUAGUUUUGUUGUUGUUUUGUUCUUAUGAACUUGAGUUAAAAGAAUCUCAGGCAUUAUUAUAAUAUGAGCACAGGGAAUAGGUUUAAUUUCAGCAGCACCCUGUCAAUGGUUGAUUCCAGCCAUUUAAUGCACAGAGAGAUAUUUCUAAACUAAGCACUGGGAACAUUCAGGAAGCAAACCACUGGUUGUGUACAAAUGUGCUGUUCUGAGAGCAGUGGUGGCAGGUUCCUUCCUCUGUAAAUACACAUACUUCUGUUUUGAGACAAGUUCUCUAAAAAAGCAAAGAAAGAAUCACAGUUUCACAGGUUUGAGUCUGAAUGGAAUAAAUGAGAAAAAUCUUAUCUGUGGCGGGUGCCUAUUGGCUAAUGUAUGUGACAUCAUUAGCUCCGUCUCCUCCAAUCUCUUGAACAGUUCUGCAGUUUAAAAUAAUGUUUUCUGUCCCCCUCUCCCCCUUGUAAGGCAAGGAUAAACACAGAGAGAUAUAAGUGUGUGUGUGUGUGUGUGUGUGUGUGUGUGUGUGUGUACAGGCUGCUUUUUUAAAAAAAGUGGAUAGGCUGCCUGACUCAUUUAAAGAAGGUUAAACAGUGGCUGAUCCAGCAUUUCACCUCCCAAUAUGUAUAUUUGUCAUGGAUGUUUCAGCUUCACUGUGUGCUAGGGCCACACAUACUGGUUUGAGUGCUCUUGAAAAGGUACCUUUGUAUUCACCUGAGAAGAUGAGGCAAAGAUAUUUCUGUGUCCAGUGCAUUUAUUUCUGAUACUGUACUAGUCAACUCUGAAUGAUUCCUUCUCAAGUAGAUGAAUAGAGAAUAAGAACAAUGGGUUAAGUUAGCCCCGGGCAUUCUCAGAUGUUCCCCGUGAGUCAAAUGAUUUGUACCAGCAUACAUGUUCUAAUUGGAUAUUGGCUCCUCUGCACAUAUUAAUGAAAGAUUUUAUAAUUCUGAUUUUGCCUCUCUGCCCCAAUGGUGUCCUCUUGGUGGCAUCAGUGCUAUGAUAUCUUGCCAGUUAUUUCAACAAGUUGCAGGUUCCCCUGUUGUGUUUUGACACAAUACAUUUAUGUAGUUCAACUUUGGAUCUGGAUUAUAAUGCUAUGUACAUCUUUACUGGGGGAAAAGCUGAGCUUCAGUUUUCUCGUGCUACUGUCCAAAGUAGCUCUACCAGCGUAAUAACAUUGCAAAUUUUAAUGCAGAAAGAACUCAGGCAGAUUCAGUGUAAUCUUCUACUGAAUAAUUUAACUGAAAUCUUGGCUUUCCAUA